Molecule: messenger RNA, 576 nt
Organism: Aegilops tauschii subsp. strangulata
Lineage: Eukaryota; Viridiplantae; Streptophyta; Magnoliopsida; Poales; Poaceae
Source: RefSeq, a predicted model, not a curated record
AUGGCCGUAGGUCACCUCACCGCAUGCGCCGCUGCCAGCCAUCCUGUCGUGCCUUCGCGCCGCGCCCGCCGUGAUGCCGCGCGUUGUUGCCCCCAUUGUUGCUGCUGCUGCGUGCAAAUACCGCCGCGCCGCCCGCACGAGCCGCGUCGGAGCCGCCCCUGCCCUGUCACUGCGGCUCGCACUCGCCACGUCGUGCCCGCGUCCCGACCACACACCGCCGCGCGCUCCGCGCUCAUGCGCGUGCUCACACAGCCCCGCGCGGCCUUGCUCGCCCCACACUUGCUGCUGCCUGAUGCAGCCACUGGCGCCCGCGGCCGCGCCCUCUACCCCGCGACUGCGCGCCCGCCGGAGCUCUGCCGCUCGGGCCGCCCCUGCACCCGCCUCCUUUUCCAAGCGCCGCGCCGCCCUGCCCUGCAGCUCCGCCCGCCGCGCCGCGCGUGGCCACCGGCAUGCGCACCCCUGCGCCGCUGUUUGCCGCCGGCCCCGCCCCGGGCUGCCGUGCCCAUCGCCGCCCGGGCUCGGCCUCCGCUCGGGAGCCCUCACGCCCCAGCGCCCACUACCCGUUUCGUCCACUAA